ACGUUUUCAAUGUAUUAACUUAAUUAUUUUACAAAAACUCGUGUUUUUAACACAAAUUAAACCAUUACAACACUUUAAUUUACAAUCUAAACUUAGAAAAAGGAAGACGAUAUCAUUACCGAUGCGGAUUGAUUGUUAUGAUAGGAAACAGAAUAUAGUGCAUGCAACUAUAACAGGUGAACUGUAUAUGUAGAUAAUGAUAGAUAACCAGGUGCUACGAUGUUAAGAUGUUAGUUUGCUUUAGUCACUCUCCACGUCAAAGCCACGUGAUGAUAAACAGUUCACUGUGCGUCUAAUUCAGUUACAAGUUACAAGGUACAAACAGUGACUACAAGUUCACAGUGUAACGAGUUUCGAGGUCAACCAUAAGAAUUUCCCUUCCGCCAUAGAAUUUUGAGCCAAAUGUGUCUCAGAAAUGCAUUCAGUUAGAUAUCACGGUGGUGGUGGUUAACCUAAAUAACAGGUGUCCCUACUGAUCAGUGAAAUAUUUUUAGUAGAAAAAUAGUUAUUUGAUUACAUUUUCUUCGUGGAUUCAGUUGAGAUUGAAAUAUCAAGGACAAAAUGAACCAGUUUUCUUAUGGAUGGAAGCCGGAAGUUGUCGAACCGCAAUUUCUACGGCAAGAGACGAAGAAGGUUGAAUUGGGGGAAAAAGGAUCUGGCUUCAGACCCAGAGGAGCAGUCCAAGACUUCAACACACUUAGAAGAGAAUGUCUAACAUCAGGCACUCUCUUUGAUGAUCCAGAAUUCCCAGCAGAUGACACAUCAUUAUAUUUUUCAAGAAGACCAGAUAGAUAUAUAGAAUGGAAACGACCAAUGGAAAUUGUAGACAACCCUCAACUAUUUGUAGAAGGGUUCUCCAGAUUCGAUGUACAACAGGGAGAACUGGGAGACUGUUGGCUUCUGGCAGCAGUCGCGAAUCUUACCAUGGAUGCCAAUUUAUUCUUCCAAGUGGUUCCAGAGGACCAGAGCUUUGAUGAGAAUUAUGCUGGUAUCUUUCACUUCAGAUUUUGGCAAUAUGGCAGAUGGGUAGACAUCGUAAUUGACGAUAGACUGCCAACUUAUCAUGGAGAAUUAGUAUACCUCCGUUCAGCAGAGAGCAGCGAAUUCUGGAGUGCCCUAUUAGAAAAAGCCUAUGCCAAACUCCAUGGUUCAUAUGAAGCAUUAAAGGGUGGAAGUACUUGUGAGGCCAUGGAAGAUUUCACUGGCGGGGUGACAGAAAUGUACCAAAUGGAUCAGACACCUCCAAACCUCUUCAGUAUAUUACUGAAAGCAUUUGAAAGAAAUUCCUUAAUGGGUUGUUCAAUUGAGCCUGAUCCAAAUGUAUUGGAAGCAGAGACACCUCAGGGAUUGAUCAGAGGCCAUGCUUACAGUAUUACACGUGUAAAACAUGUGGAAAUUCAGACACCAAAUCAGUAUGGAAGAAUUCCUCUACUCAGGCUCAGAAACCCAUGGGGUAACGAGGCUGAAUGGAACGGUCCAUGGAGUGAUCAAUCUCCAGAAUGGAGAUUCAUUCCUGACCAUGAGAAAGAAGAAUUGGGUUUGACCUUCGAUAUGGAUGGAGAGUUUUGGAUGUCCUUCCAGGAUUUCACCAAAUACUUUACCCAAUUAGAAAUUUGUAACUUGAAUCCAGAUUCGUUGACAGAGGAUGAUUUGAAUGCUGGUAAGAAAAGGUGGGAGAUGAGUGUUUUUGAAGGAGAAUGGGUACGUGGCGUCACUGCGGGAGGCUGCAGAAACUUUUUAGAAACAUUCUGGCAUAAUCCACAGUACCGUAUUACAUUGGAGUAUCCUGAUGAGGAUGAUGACAAAUGUACAGUCAUUGUUGCAUUAAUGCAGAAGAAUAGAAGAGCACAGAAGAGAAUGGGUGCAGAGUGUUUGACCAUUGGGUUUGCAAUAUACCAUUUGGAAUAUCCAGAACGACUACCAAAACCUCUAGACGUUAAUUUCUUCAAGUACAACGCCUCAGUAGCAAGAUCCCCAGCAUUUAUAAACCUAAGAGAAGUAACUUGCCGCUUUAAGUUGCCACCUGGGGUCUAUUGUAUAGUGCCAAGUACAUUUGAUCCUAAUGAGGAAGGAGAAUUCUUGUUGAGAAUAUUCUCUGAAAAUAAAAAUAAUAUGGAAGAGAAUGAUGAGGAAGUCGGUAUCGGAGAAGUUGAUGAUAGGGUACAAGAUGAGCCAGAGCCAGACAGAAACGCAGAAAAAGUUCGUGAAUUCUUCAAGAAACUUGCUGGUGAUGAUAUGGAAGUGGAUUGGAUGGAACUGAAAGAAAUCUUAGAUUUUGCUAUGCGAAAAGAACUACCACAGUCGGUGCGUCGUAGUGAGGCUCAUGAAACUGUACAAGGAGAUGGUUCGUUUAUCGACACUCUCAUCUCACUGCUGUGCGGCAUUGUUUGUAAUAAUGAACAGUACAAUAAGUCCUUAGAAACCCACGAUAAAGGAUUCAGUAAGGAUGUGUGUCGCAGCAUGGUUGCCAUGUUAGAUGUUGAUCACUCUGGUAAACUAGGUUUUGAAGAGUUCAGAACUUUAUGGAACGAUAUAAAAAAAUGGAGGGCUGUAUUCAAAUUGUAUGACAAAGACGAAUCAGGAUUCUUGAGCGCAUUCGAAUUGCGGCAAGCUUUAAAUAGUGCAGGAUAUCGGUUAAAUAAUCAUAUAUUAAAUAUUUUGGUCCAUCGUUAUGGAACAAAAGACGGCACAAUUACGUUUGAUGACUACAUAAUGUGUGCAGUUCGACUUAAAACAAUGAUAGAUAUUUUCAGGGAACGAGAUCCAGAUCAAACUAACACAGCUACAUUUACGAUGGAAGAAUGGAUAGAGAAGACGUUAUACUCAUAAAAAAAAGUAUGUUACGAUUUUAAUAGCUGUUUUUCUUUUACUACAAAGUGGCCAAGAAAACAAAAGAGAAAAAGAAAUAUUUCCUAUUUACAGUAAUUUGUCUGUUGCAUUUGUAUUGAUAGAUAAAUAAUGGUAUUACGUGCCUUAAUAUACCUAUGUACAGCACCGAACAUGAUAGGCUCCCAUCCGUCCCAUCCAUAACUGUCCACUAUUUGCGUAUAAACGUUUGCACGGAAAAAUUUAAAUUAAUAUCUACUUUAUUAUUCGUAUUUUUCAAUUACAUACUAAAUUUUAUAAUUCUUAAUAGUUAAAAAUGUUACUUUUUUCUAAAUCACUUUCAAUGUAAAUUUUGUUAAAAUUUAGGUUUAGAGAAUUUCUGCUUCCUCUCUAUCCCUAUUUUCUUUAGGAAGCUUAGCGUGCUCGAUGCUGAACAUCUAAAUUCUAAUUUUGCUAAAAUAAUAAUUUAUUACAACAGACAUAGAAACUAGUCUAUAAUUUUAUACUUCAAAUGUGAAUAAAAAAAAAUCUUAUAAAUUAUUUAAAUAUAUUUGUCCGUCUUCCUUAUGUUUAUACUCUAUUGCAAAUAAAAUUUAAGAACUUCG
Osmia bicornis bicornis is the source of this 3431-nucleotide messenger RNA. It is a transcript of the gene Calpb, whose product is annotated as calpain-A-like. The record is from RefSeq and is a predicted model, not a curated record. Gene Ontology annotation, cellular component: cytoplasm. The transcript has 14 exons. Gene Ontology annotation, biological process: proteolysis. Lineage: Eukaryota; Metazoa; Arthropoda; Insecta; Hymenoptera; Megachilidae. Bases 562 to 2829 code for a protein of 755 amino acids. Gene Ontology annotation, molecular function: calcium ion binding; calcium-dependent cysteine-type endopeptidase activity.